Molecule: messenger RNA, 666 nt
Organism: Didymosphaeria variabile
Lineage: Eukaryota; Fungi; Ascomycota; Dothideomycetes; Pleosporales; Didymosphaeriaceae
Exons: 1
Coding region: 1-666 (221 amino acids)
Source: RefSeq, a predicted model, not a curated record
AUGCCUUCUGGAGAGCCCCAACAAGUCCCCCCAGACAAUACUUUCUGGGAUGUCAUAGAUGAUCUCUUCAAAGAGCUAAUGAAAAUGGGCCAAGAUCAGCUCAAAAAGGGUGUUCUUCCGACGCCUUCGUAUCUCCAGCCAGGCGCCCACGAGACGCUCUUCUAUUGCCAUAAAAUUGCACAAGGCUCUAUCGUAGCAAGGAUUUGCCUCCGUCAUGAGCACAACCUAGACUAUCCUGUGGCCCUCUAUAGUAGCAACAUGGACAAGUCGAAGGAACUCUUUGAGGCAAACCUAGUAGCGCUGCAUACGGCAGCAGAGAAAACGAACCAUGGAGGUCCUACUAGGAAAGCGGGUACAUCGGAGAACCCUCAUGAUACUGGAUGGAUCCAUCUGUUCGUUGAAGAAGAUGUUGAACUUAGUCAUGAAACUUUCGGGGACAUCGGUGACGGCGCUCCGAUGAUGCCGGGUUUUGGAGUUACUGCUGUCUUUAAGGUGGAUAUAAAGAAGAGUUAUUUGCAGGGGCUACGAGAGCAGCGGAGUGCGGGGCAUAUAAGUGAAAAUGGGUCGAUGAGUAACGAAGUCGUGAACGGUAGCGACAACGGUACGGUCAGCGGUACUACGGACGAUUAUACAAGCGAACAUUCGGACGGUGCAAUCGAUAAUUAA